AGCAGUGAAAUCUGCCCCCGACACUUUGUGACUUUUGUUAUUGCAUCAAAGCCAGCUAACGCGUUAGCUUCGCCCGAAUCACUUUUAUCCGUCCUUCUCAGUAAUGUCAGCUAUGAGAAACAGAGCCGGACCGAGACUGUUAGAGCGGACUGUUAGCUAGCUUCACGUUGUUUUGCACCGUCGUUAAACCCUGCGAACAAGAGGUUUCUUUGCUGUUAGCUUGAAAAGAUACUUUUACAGCAAGUUAGCUUAAGCUAAUCUCUCAGCGUUUACCGUUGGCUUAAUUACACCCCUGUUUAAUGUAAACAGCUAUGCAAACGUUAUUCCUAUAUGUCCUUUAUCCUAUGUUGAGUGACAGCUAACGUUACGUGAACCAUUGUUUGAGAUGAGCGUCGACCCUCUUUCUCAAGACUGACCUGCGGCAACAAAUCCUUUAACAAGUUAUGUUAUGCCCUUAUGAAGAUUUUUGCAGUGUAGUCCUGCAGGUUUUCCUAUUGUUUGGAUGGAAAUGUCUGCAAACCACAGCUCCCUUCUCCUUCAGACCCCAGUGGACCCAGUUCAGACAAUGGGCCAAGCCCAGCCUCCAGCGACAGUAUGAAAAUGAUAGGGAGAAAACAAAGACACUGAACGGUUUUAAAGAUGACCACUUCAUGGAGCGACAGACUGCAGAACUUUGCAGACUUGCCUGCAAACAUGGACCGCGUGACGAUGAAAAAAUACAGAAGAGAGCCAUACCACAGAGUGUUUGUCAACAGAAGCUUGGCAAUGGAGAAGAUUAAAUGCUUUGGCUUUGACAUGGAUUACACUUUAGCAGUGUACAAGUCACCAGAGUACGAGUCCCUGGGUUUCGAGCUGACGGUGGAGCGGCUGGUCUCCAUCGGUUACCCGCAGGAGCUGCUCAGCUUCGUCUACGACCCGACUUUCCCCACCAGGGGCCUUGUGUUUGAUACCAUGUAUGGGAACCUGUUGAAGGUUGAUGCCUACGGUAACAUCCUGGUCUGCUGCCAUGGAUUCAACUUCCUCCGAGGCCCUGAGAUCCGCGAACGGUACCCAAACAAGUUCAUCCAGAGGGAUGACACCGAGCGCUUUUAUAUCCUUAACACACUCUUCAACCUGCCAGAGACCUACCUCUUUGCUUGUCUUGGGGAUUUUUUCUCCAACUGUGACAGAUACACAAGCUGUGAAAGUGGCUUCAAAAAUGGCGACCUCUUCAUGUCCUACAAGAGCAUGUUCCAGGAUGUCCGGGAUGCCGUCGACUGGGUCCACUUCAAGGGUACUCUGAAGGAGAAGACGGUGGAGAACCUGGAGAAAUAUGUCGUGAGGGAUGGGAAGCUGCCUCUUCUCCUCAGCAGAAUGAAUGAAGUAGCCAAAGUUUUCUUGGCUACCAACAGCGACUACAAAUACACAGAGAAAAUCAUGACCUACCUGUUCGACUUCCCCCAUGGCCCCAAGCCUGGAACCUCCCACCGGCCUUGGCAGUCCUACUUCGAUCUGAUCCUGGUAGACGCCAGGAAGCCGCUCUUCUUCGGAGAGGGGACGGUGCUCAGACAAGUGGACACGAUAACAGGGCGUUUAAAGAUAGGAACCUAUACCGGACCGCUGCAGCACGGCAUCGUCUACUCCGGAGGUUCCUCCGACAUUGUGUGCGACCUGCUGGGGGCCAAGGGGAAGGACAUCGUGUACAUCGGGGACCACAUCUUCGGAGAUAUCCUCAAGUCCAAGAAGCGUCAAGGCUGGAGGACUUUCCUGGUUAUCCCCGAGCUCGCCCAGGAGCUGCAUGUGUGGACCGACAAGAGCUCGUUAUUCGAGGAACUGCAGGGCCUGGACAUUUUCUUGGCAGAACUAUACAAACAUCUGGACAGCAGCAGUAAUGAGAGGCCAGACAUCAGCACUAUUCAGAGGAGAGUCAAGAAAGUGACCCAUGACAUGGACAUGUGUUACGGCAUGAUGGGUAGUCUGUUCCGCAGCGGCUCCAGACAGACGCUGUUCGCCUCUCAGGUGAUGCGUUACGCCGACUUGUACGCUGCCUCGUUCAUCAACCUGCUGUACUACCCCUUCAGCUACCUCUUCAGAGCAGCACACGUGCUGAUGCCCCACGAGUCGACGGUGGAACAUGCCCACGUGGACAUCGACAUGGAGUCGCCGCUGGCAACACGCAACCGCACCCACUGCAGCGACUGCAAGGACCUGGAGUGCAAGCGCAGCCAGCUGACCCGCUCCUUCAGCGAGAUCAAACCCCCCAACCUGUUCCCCCAGACUCCCCAGGAGAUCACUCACUGCCACGACGAGGAUGAUGAUGAAGAGGAGGAGGAGGAGGAGGAGGAAUAGGCUGGACAUGGAGAUGAAAGGCACUUCCUGCUCCUUCCUUCUCAUGUUUCCCAGUAGAGUCGGGUAGUUGUCUCUAAAUGUGAGGCAUCUCCAGUGUGUGUAUGUGUGUGUAUAUCAAUUCUGUAUGCACACACACACACACUGGAGAUUUCUGAGGAAAGUAGAAACGGACCAGUAGCUAUCAUAUGACUGUCAGAAGACUGUAUGCAUGCUCGGUCCUCUCAAAGCUAACCUUUCCUAGCUUCCUUAUAUAUAAAAAAAGAAACACUUUAUGAUUUGUUUUUAAUGCCCUUGAUUAUAUUUCUAUUUUAUUUCCCCCGUCAGAUUUACAGAACAUCACAUACUGUUUUUAUAAUCUGACUCUAAAGGCCCGCUGGUGGAUGAAGUAGAUCGCGUAGAGCCAUCACAUAGUGUUCGGUAACGGAAGAAAAAAACACUGUUCAGCUUCAGUGUAAAAAAAAAAGAUGCACACUGUAUUAAAACACUUUCCUUUCUUUUUAUGCAACAUGGGAACAAUGAUCAGUUUGCCAUCUGUUUGCUUUCUUUUUGUCUCUAUCAAUAUUUUGAUGCGUGUGUGUGUGUCUCUGUGUUUAUGUCUCACUCAGAGCGCAGAAUCCUGAGUGACGGUAAGCUAAGAAUGCCUCGUACUAAACUGAAGCACAAGCCGGCAUUAAACGGAUGCUUUUAUUUUUGGUUGAGAGAAAACACGUUGAACUGAUAUUUUGUUACCAGGCAACAGUGAGGACUGUAUUAUGCCUCUACAGCAAUGUUGCUGGAAAUAAUGUGCGGUUUAAAGCCACCAGCUGUUAACAUGCAGUAUUUCCUCUGCACAGUUAAUUUGAACGAUUGCAUUUGUCUUUUAUUUUGAAAGGGGAGAUAUUCCAGUCCUAAUUUAGAGAUGUGAUCCUUCUGGUGUGUAGAGUGAAAGUGACCUUAGUAUGCAAGGUAAUAAGGUCUUUUCAGGAUGUAAAGUAUACAGAUAACUUUAGAUUGUGAUUCCUCUUUGGUUUUGGGGCUUUGUUGGGUGUCUGCUAUCCUCUGGGGGAAACACAUUAGCCUCCAAACACUGUGAAGUGACCGUUUUCAUCUGAAUGCUAAUGUAAGCUCUGUUAGCAGCUGAGAACUGGAUGAUGAUUAAGUGCUUGAGUUCACAUUUGCAUGGCUAAAAGUCAACAAGUUAACAAGAUAAAUCUUUUGGUUUCUUUAUGAAGAUUUAAACUCUGAAAAAGCUCAGCUUAUAUGCAUCAUCGGCAGGAUGUUGUGGGAUUUUAUUGACAGUAAAUUAUUUCCCAUCCAUUCAUUUUUUUGUGGAGUGGCAACACCAGGAGUUUGAAUUCAUGACAAGACAUUUUUUUUUAUGCCUGUGUGAGGUGGAAAACACCAUCAAAACGGGACAAAGUGCAAUGUAAGUUUUUAAAUACAAUGUCUUGUUGCAUGCUGUCCUCCUGCAAUGACACCACCAACGGCUGGAUUCAACUCCUGAUAUAUGCAGAACAGCAGUGUAUAGAAACUAACAUGCUUACAAAUUAGCAUUAGCAUCAGAUUUGGAUUUAUAUGUUCCUAAAUUCUGAUUGGUUACCAGAAGUAUGCGACAUCUCCUGUUUUAAACAGAGCCCCGCCCACUUCAAACUACUGGGAAGAGCACAGAGACCAACAGAAACUCCGAUAUCUGUUAUGUGAAACACAACUGUUUUAAGUAAAAAAGUGUGUUCAUUUAAAGACCCCAUCACCCAUGAUCAUAUAUUGUAUAGAUCUUUAAUGUUAAUUUGUGUCCGUUAAACCUGUAUGUCCAAAUGCAUCAGGGUUGCAGAACACCAACAGACCUGCCUUUAUUUCAAACACAUUUAUUGUUAACCAUUGUAUCCCGUAUGUAAACGUUCCUUACCUUUUUAUAUUUAGUCCCUACAUGCUGUAUUGAUACUGUAAGUGUUGGAGCGGCCUGUUGAUCUAGGCAACAAAAGGGAAGAAACAUGCCAUCUACUUUUGGCAUCAUUUUUUUGGUUUGGCCUUGAUGUGCUGUGGAGACUGAUACUGCUACUCAGUGGAAGAUGUAGAACAUUCAGAAACAUAACAGCUCUUUUAUUCCUUGAUAUUUCCUCCUCUUUCUUUACAAAUGAAAUAUUUGUAUUUUCAUUUUGUUUCGUGACCAUAGAAUAACUGGAUAUGCGACGCCAGGCAGCGGCACCGCAAAUCGUCUUUUCUUUGCAUAUUUUGCAUAUGCAUGUGAACAUGACAAACUGCUAAGGUGGGGGUUGUGGCAGCAGUGGUUUGACUUCUAUGUGGACUGCACCGUUGUAGGAAAGCUUUUGUCUUUGUAGUUUACAUGGGGAGAAAAACUGCAAACCUGUAAAAUAAAAAGAGAAUAAAGCCGUGCAGUGAGGGGAAAUGUGAAUAGCAUGUUCAGAACUGUAGCUGAUAUGUUACUUGUUAUCAAUACCAUAGGGUUAUUUUUAUUUUUCUAAGCUAGUGUUUUUAAACGGCCCUGGUUUACAGAACUGUAAAUAGACCUUUCCAUUUUCUUUUCGUACCUUUUUUUUCAAAAUAACUUUUCUUUUUGUCACCUUUUAUACAGCACCACACACCUUUGUCGUGUAGACUAACUGCAUCCUGGCAAAUAUGUUCCAGUACUUUAGAUUUUGACCCAUUGUUGUGAUGCCCUGAUGCAUCCACGUUAACAGGUGCCAAGACAUUCACCUUUCAUUUUCUAAACUAUCUUUUGUUGUUAUGCAUAUCACUUCAUGUUCUCCCGAACAGUGUUUUGUUUGUUUGUUUCCAGAACUUAUCCUACAGACUGUACAUUGAGGUAAAUGACAUAAAAAUGUAGAAUAAAGAUAGUUUUUCAUAA
This is a messenger RNA of Eleginops maclovinus (Patagonian blennie), 5173 nucleotides long. RefSeq names its product 5'-nucleotidase, cytosolic IIb (gene nt5c2b). NCBI's taxonomy places the organism in Eukaryota, Metazoa, Chordata, Actinopteri, Perciformes, Eleginopidae. Gene Ontology annotation, molecular function: 5'-nucleotidase activity. Bases 640 to 2328 code for a protein of 562 amino acids. The transcript has 19 exons. The record is from RefSeq and is a predicted model, not a curated record.